AUAAAAUCAAAUGGGUUGUGGAAAAUCAUCGGCUGCUGGUGUAGAAGAACCAAGCAAUAAGCCAAGUGUUGUCUUCGUCCUUGGAGGACCAGGAAGUGGGAAAGGCACCCAGUGCGCCAAAAUCGUUGAUGAAUUCAAGUAUGAACAUCUUUCAACCGGAGAUUUGCUCAGAGAAGAAGUGAAGAAAGGAGGUGAACUAGGAGACAAACUCAAAGAGACCAUGGAAGCAGGAAAACUAGUCUCCUCAGGUAUGCUUGUAGAGCUCCUGAAGAAGGCCAUGAAAGAUAGAGGAUGGGAAAAGAGCAAAUUCUUGCUCGAUGGAUUCCCAAGAAACCAGGAAAAUAUUGAUGAGUGGGAGAAGCAAAUUGGAAAUGAGGCUCAUAUCAAGUUCAUCCUCCAUAUAGAUGUAUCUAAGGAAGUAAUGAAGGAAAGACUUCUAAAGAGAGGCCAGGAAAGUGGAAGAGCUGAUGAUAAUGAAGAGACUAUCGUUAAAAGAUUCGAGACUUUUGAAAAAGAAUCUCUCCCAAUUAUCAAAUUCUAUGAAAAGAAAAAGUUGGUGAGAAAGGUUGAUUCAUCAAAGCCUGUUGACGAAGUAUAUUCUGCAGUCCAGAAGCUAUUCAAAGCUUAAGAAAGUCCUCAGAUCAUAGUAUCCGAAAUGGCACUUUGGAUUUAAAUCAAUUAUCAAGUUAGGAAUUUAAUUAAAAUGACUACUUGAUUUU
Moneuplotes crassus is the source of this 719-nucleotide messenger RNA. Lineage: Eukaryota; Ciliophora; Spirotrichea; Euplotida; Euplotidae. The record is from the annotation of a GenBank genome assembly.